AUGAGACGACAUAAUAGCCCAAUUACAAAAGCCCAUCACAACCAAAGCACCAAUCUCACUCUCCUCUAUAACAUCAGCAACAACAUCCAGACACUCCCCAAUCGACCGAUCAAGAUACCGACAAAGAUCACCACGCAGUCCCCUGAGAAUAACAUUCUCCCGUUGCUUGCGCAAAGUAUCACCGCGAAUAUCCACAAAAUCAUUGAUGAAAACAACCGCCUCAACAAUGCGCUCAUACUGACCCUCCUCAACAACCAUCCCCGUCCCAAGCGAAGCAGUCAUAACCCCAUGGAAAGCGGCAACAUCAAUAUGCCGAUGGACACCAAGCCCAGUCAUGCGACUUCCGUACACUCCAUCGUGAAGUCUACCCCGGCUAUGGUCGCGAUAAUACCCCAGAACCCGACAUUGAACAAUAUAAGCAGCCAGGUUAUCAAACUGCCAGUUAGUAACCCGACCGGCCAAAUUGCAGACCUUUAA
Penicillium antarcticum is the source of this 477-nucleotide messenger RNA. RefSeq lists its product as uncharacterized. The transcript has a single exon. Bases 1 to 477 code for a protein of 158 amino acids. NCBI's taxonomy places the organism in Eukaryota, Fungi, Ascomycota, Eurotiomycetes, Eurotiales, Aspergillaceae. The record is from RefSeq and is a predicted model, not a curated record.